GCCCAUAUAAACAAUUAUAUUAUUCCUGAAACAAAGCCCUUGUUGUGUUUACCCGUAGAACAAAGAUCAAUAUACGUUUCAAUUACAUCCCCUACAACUUGGAAUAUAAAAUGAAGAACACACUUCCACUGUAGUUACUAACAAUAUGAUACCCCAUCCCAACGAACGUCGCCUGAAACAACAAGCAAGUAUUUGCCCUGAGUUGUAAUUAAAUUGUCUUGACAAAUAUAAAAAUCACCUGGAAUAAACACGGAAAAAUCAUGACUAUCGAAUUCGAGUUAGGCACGGCUGAUCACGCAGAGUUAAUUACUCAUCUAGAGCUACAAGGAUUAGGAGAGGCUUACGGCCACGAUGAAUUCGAACAGCUCUACCAAUAUCACGUGAAAGAAAUUAGCAAGGGUUUGAACUACUACAUAAUUGCCUACGACCUGGAAGAUGGACUCAAGGUCUAUGUGGGGUGGUGUUUGUUGCAGUGGAAUCUACGGCAAGGAAUUACAGUCGCGUGGCCCGAGGCCGAUGAAAAAGAGACCCUUAUAGCCAACAAGAUUUCGACACAUCCUCUCCUAAAGAAGCUUCAAGAAACCAAUCAAUUAGUCCUUGACGGUGACUUCCUAUUUGCUACAGACCUUUACGUGCAAGAGUGUCCCCAGAAAAAGGUAUUCAUAAUUGCAUUACUCGAACAUCUAAAGAGUCUCGCAGAUACUACGGGCAUGAGACUUCUCUCUUUUGUGAAAGGAAGACCCAACGAAGAUUUCCUCGAACAGCAUGAGUGGAAAAUGGAGGAAUUGCUAAAUCAGGCAGCGGAAGACUCGGAAGCGCUGCUGGCAUGGCCACGCAUGACUGUGCUACGUGACAUAGCCUCCCAUAGUAUCAACCAAGCAAAGAUUCAUUUCAAAGCUUAUAAGCAUUUGUACGAUGAGGCGGUGCAAGAAGACGAGUGCCUCGAGGAGCUUUGGCUGGGACUUGGCUUCGAGGAGGUAGGACCGAGCCUAAGCUGGCCCACUGACUGGCUCGAACCAGAGAAUGGAGGGGUAGUAGCGCCUACUGUGAUGCGCCUCCUAGAGUAUAUACCGAAGCAAGGGUUAAUUUGGGAAGACUGGCAAGAAACUCGUGAAAACCUUACUGCGGCGUAG
Molecule: messenger RNA, 1133 nt
Organism: Hypoxylon trugodes
Lineage: Eukaryota; Fungi; Ascomycota; Sordariomycetes; Xylariales; Hypoxylaceae
Exons: 2
Coding region: 261-1133 (290 amino acids)
Source: RefSeq, a predicted model, not a curated record